GGAGCAGGGCUAGCCAUUCUAAGACAGAAUGCUAGAUGGACAGCGAGUUCGAUUUUUGGUAAAGCACGUACUAUGUACUCAUAAUUUCUUGUAACAUUUUGUCUGUUCCUUCAAGGUCUCGUAUCCAAGAAAUGGCUUUCUGUAGUUCGAGAGAUCACAGCUUGUAGGAGCACAAUGGUAGUUUUUAAUGAUUUCUAAUGUAGAAUUGUUGAACAAUAUUUUAAGUGAGAGAAAUAAAUAUAUAUAAUGUGCUCUUACCUGUUCUUGGAAAUUAAGUCACAGUAAGGGAAUAAGGAUGCAGUAGUUUUUGACAGCACACCAUCACAUAGCUGAGCAAAGGUUAAUAAACAAUGGCUUUCCACAUUAAUAACAUCAAGGGUUCUUCUCCCCAAGACCAUGUUGUAUUGAUUGUACUGUGUUGGCCAUCAAUUUACUGUUAUGACGUGAAAGGGAAAGCAAGAAUGGUAUGUUUGGAAAAGAGAUAUUUCCUAGAAAUGGAGCUAAAAAAUCCAAAAUAUAUGGCUUUGACAAGAGAACAAAGCAAAAUACCCACCAUUGUGCUAUUUCAUGAUUUCUCCAUAAAUCAGAAGCAGUAAACAAGGAGUCAUUAGGCAUGCAUACACACAUACUAACUUUCUGACACUUAAGUUGACUUAACUCUCAGAGCAUAAGCAUGUAUGUGGAGCAGAGUUGACUUAAAUGUGGUGCAAGAUAAUGCACCUCCAAGAUGUAUUAUCCUGAGUCGCGUUUGUUAAGUCAACUCUAAGGGGCAGAGGAGGGCUCACAGGAUGCCUGCCACCAUGUCAAGUAGCUGUAUGCGUGUACCCUUCAGUGUGGCUUAGCUUAAGUAGGCUUAGUUAAGUCCCUGUAUUUCAAGUCAACUUAGACAUGUGUACACACUUUAGAUGAUGCUCUUCGACCUGGAAAGACUUUGGUUUGUUUGUUUUUUAUUCCUGUGCCAGUUGUGAGGCUUGUAAAUUGUGUAGAACAUGAGUAUUUUUAAUGUCCUCCUUUUUUAAAAAAUCGUGUCAGUAGAAUUGUGCCUAGGAAGCUAAAGGGAGAAAUUUCUAAUGCAGUUUCAGAAACUACAUAUAGGCUUCCUAAGUAGUAAUGGACAUCAAAAUACACCACAUAUUUUCCCAGUAUACUUUCUUCUAACUUUAAGGAUGUCUAAACUUUAAAUCUAACAUAAGCCAGGUAAAUCAUAGAAAUGACUAAAUGUAAGACUUAUUUGAAAAGUUGUCUCAUUGAUUUCAGUAGAAAUGGAACUGGGGAAAAAUAGAAUUUUUGGCUUGACUACUUUUUGGGAGGGGUGCAUCAAAUUGGCCACACAGAAAUUUAAAUGGGUAAAGUAUCUUACAUCUGAUGCUGCUCAAAUCAGAAGUGUGAAAGCAGGAUUUCCUGGGUCCUCAUCUGUAUAUGUAAGAGAGGCUGUUUGGUAUUAAAAGCUAUUAAAUUUAAAGAAUAGAACAUGCAAUCCUAGACUUCUACCUUCAUUCAGCUAACCCCAUUGUACAGAAGUUAUUUGGAAGUUCAACAAUAGAACUGACUGAAACUGGGAACUACUAACCCAUGAAAAAUGUGGAUAUUUUGAAGAUUUUUGUGUUCCGUAUUGGGACAAAAAUAUCAAAAUGGAACGGGUAGAUUUAGCCUAUAGAGAAAGAAUAGGUGCAUAAAGUACCUGAAUUACAUAUACUGUGAGGCAGUGUAUCAUCUCAAGCAGAUAAGGACUAAUACUGAACUGACAUGAAGUAAAACUAUUUAGUUUGGCAAAAUGAAGUGUAUCCAUUUGGAUUUUAUUAAUUUUUUGUUUCUGAUUUCUCCACUGGGAAAGUCUGAGUUAAACAUUUCUGACUUUGGACUUUGACCCAAGAUUUCCCACUGCAUUUUCAAAACAGCAGGCAUCGACUGUGCUUGUGAAAUGUCAAAACCACGGCAUCUCCUGCUUUGUCAUGCAACUAGGUGUAUGAAAGCAGUACAAGGAACCUUUUUUGGAAGCUGCAUAGAUGGUAUGGCAGCCUGCUAGCCACUGGUGCAUAACUAGUUCCUUUCCCUCCUCAUACAUACUUCUUCACCUUUCGCCAAAACUGAAGUAGUAAUUAAUCUUUGUAGUCUUUGUGGCAAUGCUGUAUGUACUUGCAAGGAGAAUUAUCCCAGUCAUUGUAUGAAGCCAAGUGCUAACUUUGCUUUAAGUGAAUUGACCAUGAGUGAUUAGCCCAUGAAUAUUUUGUUUGUUUGUUUGUUUUGGCUUAAUACUGAUAAAACCUUGGUUUAUAGGGCACUUGAGUAUAGAUAAAACUUUACCCCAAACAGUUUCCAGUCUGUUUCCCUGUAACUUCUAAGUAUUUUGAUGUUUUUUCCUAUUCCUUUCUUCCCCAAGAUUCUAGCGCUUUCACUUAGGCUGAACAGAAUGAAUUUGGAGGAUAAAUUGGCAGUCCAUUAAUGUAGCAUAAAGGAAUAAAUCCCCGAUUAUCUCCUUGAGCUACCUGCUACUUGUGCCGCCAUCUUUAAAAUCAUGUCAGUAGAAUUGUGUCCAGGAGGCUAAAGGGAGACAUUUCUAAUGUAGACAGAUAGGCUUCAUAAGCAGUAAUGGACAUAAAUCAAAAUACAUUACAUACUUUCCCAGUAUACUUUCUUUUAACUUUAAGGAUGUCUAAACUUAAAAUCUAACAUAAACCAAGUAAAUCAUAGAACCCAGUAAAUGUAAGGUGUUUGGGCUGUCUGUGCCCAAAGGAUUACAUUCAAACCCAAAAGAAAGGGAGGCAAGCCCAAGGAGCCUGGCAGAACAUGUAUGAUCAUAUUUUGAACAUGAUAUCACUUGUGGAGUUAUCUCAGAUUCGUAGAGCUGGGCAUCUGGGUUUUACCCCCUCCUGCCCCCCAAUCCCACUAAACCUCCCAUAAACCCACCAUCCCAUAUCCUACCAACCCUCGAUCCUGCCCUGGACUGUCUGUAGCUGGGGCUCCUGCCUCCACCUCUCACCCCUGCAGACUCCCCUGCACCCUAGCACUUCCUAUCCUCUGUCAUGAGCCAUGUUUUCCCACCCGCUUGGGCAUUCCCAGCCUCCAUGGAGUCCCAUGGUAGAGGUCCCCAGGCCUGCUGCAUGCUGCUUGCAGAGCUGGAUCCUCGUGUCCAUCUGGCCUGGCUGCCCCUCACCCUCAUACUGGAGGGGAGUCCAUACUUAAGUUGAUUUAAGAAGAGAAAGAGCUCCUAGACCAGUGCUGCCGGUCAACAUUAGGAACUCUUUGUGCUACAUUCCAUGAACUCUGUUUAAAUAGGCACUAGGAUAACAUCACUUUUUUCUGAGCAAUUGGUAAGGUUAGCACUUAAGUGAACUAAGUCUGUGCACCCUAGUCAUUUGGAAACAUGCAAAUUACUCUAUGUACAUUUAUUUCAAAGUCAGUAUUUUUUUAUUUUCCUGCAUUUCGAAUUGGCAAGGUUUUCCUGAUCCAAGAAAACAGCUAUGAAUGUCAAUGUAUAUGUAUUUUGAAUUAUCUAUACCAUAAUGCAUACAAAAACUUUUUAUCUUUUUGGCUGGGUAGUGACAAUAGCUUUGAGGUAUCUAACACUUCGAGCUAUCCCUUAUUGAACUAAUGGUGUUUUACAGUAAAGUUUGCUUCACACCAACCCUAUUCUGGAUUCUUUGGUGAAGGAAGUAGGAGUUGUCUGUAAUAUAAAUGUUGUUUGUUAUGGUGGCCAUUCUGUGAAUAUAAUGGUUUAAUUUAAUUGGGAGCCGACUGUAGGAUACAGGAAGGGAAACAAUAGACUGAUAUCUGCUCCACAGACAUCUGAGAUGGAGUACUUUGGAGGCUAUCUCUGAUCCCCUGGUAAGCCACCCAAACAUGGUUACAUGACAAGGGUGGUUAAUCUUAUAAAGGAUACUAUCUCUUUGGGGCUGGCUGUAAUUAAAGAUGCGGGAUUUAAGUUAUGGUGAAUGCAGACUAUGGUGGGGAGAGGGGUGUCUGGGAUAAGGUGGGUUUAUGUGAGACUAUUGGAAAGAUAUAUAGAUAUUGAUAUAAUAUGUGGAUCUUUUAUUGGAUACAAAACACUCAUGCUGAGUUCUUACUAUUAAGGCUGCAUAAUGCCUUUUAUUGAAAGGUUGUUUUGGUUCACUGCUGGUAGGAACUCUGGAAGGGAAGAUUUGCAGGUGCCGAGCCUAGCUGAGUAAUCCGGGUUGGUACGCUCUUAAUUCAGUGGUUCCCAAACUUUUUUUUUUUAUACUGUAGACUAACAAGCUCACUCAAAGAAUUUUGGCAGACCAGGUAUAGAAACAAUCUAAUUUACAUAUUUAAAUGUGUACAUGUUUAAAUAUGUAAACUUGUGACUAUUUAAUUUUGCACCCAGGUGCGGGUUGGGGCAUCACAACCACGGGCAUUGGGGGACCCUGUAGAGGAGGGGGCUGUGCAGGUGGCGGCCUGGGGGGACCCAGCUGGGGCUGCCUGGGAAGAAGGGGCUCUGCUGCCUUCCCUAGGAGCAAGCAGCAGAGCUGCCUCCUCACCCUCCACCCCAGGCAUUUCCCUGCCCACAUCUCUCUGCUCCCAGCUGCGGACAGGGCUGGGGGGCCUCCAGCCUGGCGCAGGCUCUGGUAUCUGCUGCAUGGGCAGCGCCAUGCCAGGUGCAGCCAUGGCGGCGGGAGUGGGAUGGGGCUACCCUGCUGCCCAGCUUUAAUCCCACACGUGACUGCCAGUGGCGGAAACUGCUCACCCAGGAGGAUAGAUGGGAGGUCCAAGCUGGGGGAUUGUGUCAUGACCUGGCAGCCAACCAUUUGUGGCUCAGUGGUUGGGAAUCUCUGCUCUAAUUCUCUCUCUCUCUCUCAAACUUGGUCUAGGAGUGCAGGAAAUGGUAGAGUUCCAGCCUGAGAGAGGUCACUGUGUAGGACCUAGCACCUGAAGAGUUGCACAUUCAAACUAGACAGGUCAAAGAUGCAGCUCUAUCCUUAUAUAAUGAUAUCCUCAUAUAUCCAGUAACUCAACUGGGACUAAAACCAGUUCUUAUAUUGGGAUAUCUGGGAGCAAUGUGACUGUGUGGGGUGGGAUAGAAAAUACUCAUUUGUGGACUUUAUGAAGCUCUACCAAAAUAUUCAAAACCUGGUUUGCAGCAGAACAGACAAGAUUACUUGCAUUGAAGCAAGUUAAUUUGGUAUGUUUAUCCUUGCAAUAUUAUGUACUGUUUGUUUCAUUUUUUGCUUAAAUACAUUUGAUGUCAGUAGCUAUAUAUACUUUGUCCUCUGAGGUGGGGAUGAUAACUGAGAAUCAUACCUUCAAGAUCAGCUCUUAAGCACUAGAAUAGACUACCUAGAGAGGUGGUGGAAUCUCCAUUACUGGAGGUCUUUAACAACAGGUUAGACAAACAUUUGUCUGGGAUGGUUUAAGAUGGGGAUGAUCCUGCCUUGGAGUUUAGACUGGGUUAACCUGAGGUCCCUUCCAGCUCUGCUUUUCUAUGAUUCUAAGCAGAACAGACUUCUUGGGCAUUUAAUACCACACUGGCAAUGACAGGUCAAAGUUCUCUGUUCAGUCUAGUAUUAAAUGCCUUGCCAUGGGGUUUUCCACCACUUCUCUUGAAGGCACUAUUCCAUGAGCUAUUGUUGAGCUGUCUGUUGUGGAAAAAUAUAUUCCUAAAACUUAAAAAGGGACAUAGUCAGAAUUCCAUAAAGGUACCAGUCUAAACAAAUCCUUUGUUUCCUUCCUGAACACACAAUGGACACCACUCAAUAUUACUUUCUGGUAUUUGUCCAAAUCCUUUACAAGUACUUGAAGUUGGUUUUAGACUGUUAGCAGUCUCCCACAUUAUGCGCAAACAGAACCUUUGCCAGUGUUUAACAAACUGUUCUUAUUUAGUUGCUUAACUUUUCCUCAUAAACAGUUCAUCCAUCCACCAUUUUCCCUGUAACAAUUUUUAUUUCUCUUACUUCCUUUCUCCCAGGUUGUUUUGAUCUUUCUGGUACUAAAGUACCUGGAACUGAGUGCAGAACCCUAGAUAUUGUUGCUCUUUUCUACAUGCUAUUACUUUCUCCUCUGUGGCUUAUAACAUGAUAUAGCUGUGACUGUGUCCAAAAAUGUAACCUUGUGGGUGGUCCCUUCCCCUCACCCUGCUUGCUUUUAAUAGGCCACAUGUAAUCUGUUCUCUUAUUAUCUAUCAGGCUUGGCAAGAAAAUAAAAUGGAUACGACUGGCGUAUUACUACGUAUUUUAUUUCCUUCAAUCUAGAAAACUAAGUUCCAUACCUUCUGCAAAUUCUUAUAUUUCUGUCCUAAUGGCUGUUUUGUCUUCCUCACUUGGCUUUGUACACAACACAAGUCCCCUAUUCCCAGAGGGUUGUAAUUUAGACCAGGGGUCAGCAACCUAGGGCCUGUGAAACCAUUGGAUCCAGCCUAUGGAGAUGGGUGGCUUUCAUAGCAUUCUGGUGGUGGGAGCCUGUGCCAUGGCCAGGAGAAGUGGCAGCAGCUGGAACAGCAGAACUCUGACAAGCUUUAUUAAUGUCAGCAUUACAUCACUGUCUGCUUCCAGGAUGGCAUGUGAGAACCAUUGCUGCAUGAACUGCAACUAGAUAUCCAACUCUUCUCUUUGCACUACAUUAUGCCUUUGGAGAUGGACUCAAAAGUAAACAAUCUUACUUUUGGGUGUCAACGAAGCUCAACAUCUGAUGAUGAUUCUGGCUGUGCCUUAGAAGAAUAUGCUUGGGUUCCACCAGGCCUUAGACCAGAACAGGUCCAGCUGUAUUUUGCCUGUUUGCCAGAGGAGAAAGUCCCUUACAUUAACAGCCCUGGAGAGAAAUACAGAAUUAAACAGCUUCUAUAUCAGCUGCCACCCCAUGAUAAUGAGGUCAGAUAUUGUCAGUCUUUAAGUGAAGAAGAGAAGAAGGAACUGCUUAUGUUUAGUGCUCAGCGUAAGAAGGAGGCAUUGGGGAGAGGCACUAUUAAACUACUCUCAAGAGCACUAAUGCAUGCAGUUUGUGAACAGUGUGGCACAAAAGUAAAUGGAGGUGAAGUUGCUGUUUUUGCUUCAAGAGCUGGACCUGGAGUAUGUUGGCAUCCAUCUUGUUUUGCAUGCUCUACAUGCAAUGAGAUGCUUGUUGACCUAAUCUACUUCUACCAAGAUGGAAAAAUUCAUUGUGGUAGACAUCAUGCUGAACUUCUCAAGCCUCGUUGCUCAGCCUGUGAUGAGAUCAUCUUUGCGGAUGAGUGCACAGAAGCUGAGGGUCGCCAUUGGCACAUGAAACAUUUUUGUUGUCUCGAGUGUGAAACUAUCCUUGGAGGACAAAGAUACAUAAUGAAGGAUGGACGCCCAUUCUGUUGUAGCUGUUUUGAAUCUCUUUAUGCAGAGUACUGCGAGACCUGUGGGGAACAUAUAGGUGUUGACCAUGCUCAGAUGACUUAUGAUGGACAGCACUGGCACGCUACAGAGACCUGCUUUUCUUGUGCUCAGUGCAAAACCUCUUUGCUGGGUUGUCCUUUCCUUCCCAAGCAAGGACAAAUUUACUGUUCAAAAACCUGUAGUUUGGGAGAAGAUGUUCAUGCCUCUGACUCCUCUGACUCUGCCUUUCAGUCUGCCCGAUCAAGGGACUCUAGAAGAAGUGUUCGUAUGGGAAAGAGCAGUCGGUCAGCUGACCAGUGUAGACAGUCUCUUUUACUGUCACCAGCACUGAAUUACAAAUUUCCUGGUCUUUCUAGCAAUGCAGAUGAUACCCUUUCUCGCAAGCUGGAUGACUUAAGCCUUUCAAGGCAUGGGGCAAGUUUUGUUAAUGAAGACUUCUGGAAAGGAAGAGUAGAACAAGAAAUGCCUGAAGAUCCUGAAGAGUGGGCUGAGCAUGAAGACUAUAUGACUCAACUACUUAUAAAGUUUGGUGAUAAAGGCCUCUUCCAGCAGCCCAGUGAAGUAGACAUCAGAUCAAGUGAACACUGGAUUUCUGAUAGCAUGGCCAAAAGCAAGUCUGAACUGAAAAAAAAUAAUCAAAGCCUGGCAAGCAAAAAAUAUCAGUCAGAUAUGUACUGGACCCAGUCACAAGAUGGCUUGGGUGAUUCUGCCUAUGGCAGCCAUCCAGGCCCUGCCAGCAGCAGAAAAAUUCAAGAGUUGGACAUGGAACAUGGGGCUUCAGGAUACAAUCAUGAUCAGACACAGUGGUACGAAGGCUCAUUGGAAUGUCUGUCAGAUCUGAAACAACAAGAACAAUGUGUUCGUGACUCAAUGGAUUCAUUGGCUUUGUCUAAUAUAACAGGGGCUUCGGUGGAUGGAGAAGGCAAGCCACGGCCAUCUUUGUAUUCUUUGCAAACCUUCCAAGAGUUGGAAGCUGAGGAAUGCGAGAAAAUGAGUAAUAUGGGAACUCUGAAUUCUUCAAUGCUCCAUAGGAGUGCAGAGUCUUUGAAAAGUUUAAGUUCAGAAUUGUGUCAAGAGAAGAUAAUAUUGCCAGAAGAAAAGCCAGUGCAUAUGCCUGUACUUAGAAGAUCCAAAUCCCAGUCUAGACCACAACAGGUAAAGUUUUCAGAUGAUGUUAUCGACAAUGGAAACUAUGAGAGUGUUGAAAUUCGUCAGCCUCCAAUGAGUGAGAGAACUCGUAGGCGUGUUUACCAUUUUGAGGAACGUGGACACCGCCAUCAGCGUCGUCGCAGGAGAAGUAGAAAGUCUCGUUCUGACAAUGCACUUCACCUGGCUACAGAAAGAAGAUGCUCACCAAAAGAGAGACUUCAGUUUUACUCUCCUCAGGAUCAUGACAAAUUUAUCCAAAAUAAAAGUCCACAUCAGAUUCAGGCAUAUAUUCAAAAUGCAGAGCUGUAUGGACAGUAUGCCCAUGCUACUUCUGAUUAUGCGCUGCGAAACCAGGUGGUUGAUAAAUUUUUUGGACUAUAUGGUGAUGAAGAUGAUUCCUGGUGUUCAACUUCAUCAUCAUCUUCAUCUGACUCUGAAGAGGAAGGAUAUUUUCUAGGACAACCAAUACCACAGCCACGUUCAUUAAGAUAUCCAUACUAUACAGAUGAUCUUUCUAGUCCAACUACUGCACUGUCCAGUUCUCAGUUUGGGCAAAGGACAACCAAAUCAAAGAAGAAAAAAGGACAUAAAGGCAAAAACUGCAUAAUUUCUUAACAUCUUAUGUUUAACAGUUGAAGACCAAUUUUGUAGUUACUUGUCUGAACCAUUUUUCAAAUUGUGCCUAAGCAAGUUGUUAAUGCUUUGCCAAUGUCAAUGAUAACUACUGGUGUUUACAAUGUAAAACUAACAUUCAGAAACAUUGUUUCUCCAGGUAACAGCUUAAACUUGCCAAGCUUACCCAAUAAGUUGUAGCUGUUCUACUCUUUGUUAGUGUCUGUAAUAAAAAAUGCAGUAUGUGGACAUUUAAACUUGGGUGACUAGCAUGUCAGUCCAUUUGAGAAAAGGGUGCAAUAACAUGAAUGAACUGUAGAUUCAUUAUUUUUCCUUUAUUGUUGCUUUAUGUAUACAAAUGGCUUUUAUCUUUUCGGGCUUUUUCCUUAGAGUGAAAUGCCCACACUCCCGAGAUCAGAAGUCACACCCUGACUUCUUUCACAAGAGGUCUCUGUCUCUAGAAACUGGAAUUUUAAUCUCUUGUUGUAUUUGAAUCUCAUGUACAACUUCCAUACUUUUUGUGUGUGCUAUUCUUCCAAAGAGUACUUCAGUAAAAGGAUGCAAAUCCAAACCUGAGUGUAGAAAUAGCUGCAGCCAUCUUCAUAUACAGGCAGUCCUCAACUUACAACGUGUCAAGUUAUGUUUCACACUUACAACUUUUAUAAAUCGACACCCUGUUUCAACUUUGAUGUCAGUUUUGACUUUAUAACGCUCAAUCUGACGCCAAGCCAUGCCAGGGAACAAGUUCGCUGCAUCACCCAUCUCCCUGGAGAACCAGCAUCUGUCCAAACUUCUUUGGAUGCUUUCUUUAAGAAAGCAGACAAGACUCCAGAAAAACCUGCAACCAAGACUCCUGAAAAGAC
Messenger RNA from Alligator sinensis (Chinese alligator), 9934 nucleotides. RefSeq names its product prickle planar cell polarity protein 1 (gene PRICKLE1). The record is from RefSeq and is a predicted model, not a curated record. Lineage: Eukaryota; Metazoa; Chordata; Crocodylia; Alligatoridae. Bases 6573 to 9074 code for a protein of 833 amino acids. Gene Ontology annotation, molecular function: zinc ion binding. The transcript has 9 exons.